CAAAAUUAAAAAGAAAAGUCAAUUUCUGAAUUUCUCUUCUUCAGCUUUUGUUGAUUGACUGACUGAUUGACUGUGCGUCUGUGCGUGCAGACAUUAGAAACAAAGUUUUGGCCGAAUAUUUUCCAUACAGUAAACUGCUUACGCAGUCACAAACCCUCAAGCUGUUGACAGAAAAUGUCUGAAGACGAAGUGGAAAAAUGGACGAGGGAGGUGAGGACCAAAGAGAUACAAAUGUCGCCAAGUUGUUCGAGCUUUGAAGUCUUGGACCCACACGACCCCAUCAUCAGUCGGCUUGCAACGCAGCUGUUCAAGCGCACCAAUGACUACUUGCAAGGAGAAAUGUCUGCUGGACAGGAACACUACAACUUGUUGGAGGACAUCAACAGGCUGACCAUCACCAAGUACACUGACCUCAGGAACUUGGCAGUCAACCUGAACAAAACUCUCACGGAGUACAACGAGAUGUAUCAACAGCAGAUCAAGCCGCUCCUCAUGCAGAUUGACCAGAUCGACGCUCAAGUGUCGCAGUUCGAGGUGACCGCUUACCGGCUUGACAGUUACACCAAACAGCUGAAGGCCCGAUUCAAGGAGGAGGAGAAGUAAUGAUCAAGCAUUCGUCACACAGGAUGCGGUUAAAGGUAGCCUUUCGAACUAAGCGUCACAGACGCAGUCUUUAGCUUUGGUCUUGUGCCACCAACGCCGCGUCACUAACUCGCUUCCAAAGGCUACCUUUAAGACCAAAGCUAAAGACGCUGCGUCUGUGACGCUUAGUUCGAAAGGCUACCUUAAGUGGCGUAGUGUGAGUUUACGUAAACGCAUUCGAUGUCGACUGCGUAAAAAGUGAAGUAAAGGGAAAAAGUGAAAGCGCCCCUAGCGGAAACAUUCAAGAACUAAAAUAUUCAUAUAUUUUUUAACGCGCUCGCUAAACUCACACUAAACCCUUAGGUCAAUGAACGUCAUCAUCAUGAAAUGAAGUCUAUGCUAUGUUAUAUACCUAAGGCCUCAGCCUCGAAUUUAGCGGGCAGUCGAGCGGGGCGGGCAACGCAGACCCGUUCUCGAAACAAGCGGGCAGCUCGCGCGGCGCUUUAGCGGCGAAGUGUUGUGUUCGGGGUUGUGUUGUCGAGAUAUUUGUUUUUAUUCGCAAAUGAAAUGUCU
Messenger RNA from Ostrinia nubilalis (European corn borer), 1155 nucleotides. RefSeq names its product biogenesis of lysosome-related organelles complex 1 subunit 2 (gene Blos2). Bases 175 to 603 code for a protein of 142 amino acids. Gene Ontology annotation, cellular component: gamma-tubulin complex; BLOC-1 complex; BORC complex. Gene Ontology annotation, molecular function: gamma-tubulin binding. NCBI's taxonomy places the organism in Eukaryota, Metazoa, Arthropoda, Insecta, Lepidoptera, Crambidae. Gene Ontology annotation, biological process: endosomal transport; lysosome localization. The record is from RefSeq and is a predicted model, not a curated record. The transcript has 4 exons.